This is a messenger RNA of Diceros bicornis minor, 6008 nucleotides long. RefSeq names its product iduronate 2-sulfatase (gene IDS). Lineage: Eukaryota; Metazoa; Chordata; Mammalia; Perissodactyla; Rhinocerotidae. Bases 78 to 1727 code for a protein of 549 amino acids. The transcript has 9 exons. Gene Ontology annotation, molecular function: iduronate-2-sulfatase activity. The record is from RefSeq and is a predicted model, not a curated record.
GCGGCGGCGGUGGCUCGGCUCCGCCUUCCCGCCGCAGCCUGUCACUGUUGCCCCAUAACGUCCGCGCCGGGGCGGAAAUGCUGCAGCCCGGCCGGGGCCUGCUCUGGCUUGGCCUAUUCCUGGGUUCCCUCCGCACCUCCUUCGAGUCUGCAGCGGCGCCAGGCAGCUCUGCCACAGAUCCUCUGAAUGUCCUUCUAAUCCUCGUGGAUGACCUGCGUCCCUCCCUGGGCUGUUAUGGGGACAAACUCAUCAGGUCCCCAAACAUUGACCAACUGGCAUCCCACAGCCUCCUAUUCCAGAAUGCCUUUGCUCAGCAAGCAGUGUGCGCCCCAAGCCGGGUGUCCUUCCUCACCGGGAGGAGACCAGACACCACUCGCCUGUAUGACUUCAACUCCUACUGGAGGGUGCAUGCUGGAAACUUCUCCACCAUCCCCCAGUACUUCAAGGAGAACGGCUACGUGACCAUGUCGGUUGGAAAAGUCUUUCACCCUGGAGUAUCUUCCAAUCAUAGUGAUGAUUCUCCAUAUAGCUGGUCUAUUCCACCUUAUCAUCCCUCCUCUGAAAAGUAUGAAAACACCAAGACAUGUAGGGGGCCAGACGGAGAACUCCAUGCCAACCUGCUUUGCCCUGUGGAUGUGGCAGAUGUGCCUGAGGGCACCUUGCCUGACAAACAGAGCACUGAGCAAGCCAUACGAUUGUUGGAAAAGAUGAAAACAUCGACCAGUCCUUUCUUCCUGGCUGUUGGGUAUCAUAAGCCACAUAUCCCCUUCAGAUACCCCAAGGAAUUUCAGAAGUUGUAUCCUUUGGAGAACAUCACCCUGGCUCCUGAUCCUCAGAUCCCUGCUGGCCUCCCUCCUGUUGCCUAUAACCCUUGGAUGGACAUCAGGCAGCGGGAGGACGUCCAAGUGUUAAACCUCAGUGUGCCUUAUGGCCCAAUUCCUGUGGACUUUCAGCGGAAAAUCCGCCAGAGCUACUUUGCCUCUGUUUCAUAUUUGGAUACGCAGGUUGGCCGCCUUUUGAGUGCUUUGGAUGAUCUUCAGUUGGCCAACAGCACGAUCAUUGCAUUUACCUCGGAUCAUGGGUGGGCCCUAGGUGAACAUGGAGAAUGGGCCAAAUACAGCAAUUUUGACGUUACUACUCGCGUGCCCCUGAUGUUCUAUGUUCCCGGAAGAACAGUUCCGCUUCUGGAUGCAGGCGAGAAGCUUUUCCCUUACAUCGACCCUUUUGAUUCCAUCUCGGAAUUGAUGGAGCCAGGCCGGCAAACCUUGGACCUUGUGGAGCUUCUUUCUCUCUUCCCCACGCUCGCGGGACUUGCAGGACUGCACGUUCCACCUCGCUGCCCUAUUCCCUCAUUUCACGUUGAGCUGUGCCGAGAAGGCCAGAACCUUCUGAAGUAUUUUCGAUUCCGUGACUUGGAAGAGGACCCAUACCUUCAUGAUAAUCCCCGUGAGUUGAUUGCCUAUAGCCAGUAUCCCCGGCCUGCAGACUCUCCUCAGUGGAAUUCUGACAAGCCGAGUUUAAAAGAUAUAACGGUCAUGGGCUAUUCCAUACGCACGAUAGAUUAUAGGUAUACUGUGUGGGUUGGCUUCAAUCCCAGUGAAUUUCUGGCUAACUUUUCUGACAUCCAUGCAGGGGAACUAUAUUUUGUAGAUUCUGACCCUUUGCAGGAUCACAACAUGUAUAAUGACACCCAAGGUAGAGACCUUUCCCGAUCAUUGAUGCCAUGAGUUUUGCCAACCACAGAGGGCAUAUAUGAUGUGCUCCGUUUCAGCUGGUCAGAGGAGUUAGAGCUAGUUAUUUUGUGAUUACCCAUAAUAUUGGAAGCAACGUGAAGGGUAGGCAAUCAAAACAUGCAUCAGCAAUUUGGCCUGAGAGUAUGUAGCAGCCAAACCUUUUGAUUUCAUCUUUAUUGAUUUCUAAUUGGUGAUUGGACUGGGGCUUGGCUGAACCUUUCUUUCCCUUUUUUUUAUAAACAGUCAUAGAAUGAAUAAGUCAUUGAAUGAAUAAGUACAAAGUUAGCAAACUAAAAUUGUCAUAACCGAACAUAAUACUAUACUCAAGAAAUACUUUAUUUGUGAAAUUUAGUGCAUUUCAAAAAGUAAGCAUGUAUCAAGUUAGGUUCAACACUAAGUUCCUGGUUCUUUUGUCUAUAACUUAAUAAUAUAUCUUAUUUAGCCCAAUAUGUUCAAAAUAUUAUGUCAACAUGUAAUCUAGGUUUCUUUUUAAAAUGUAAAGUUAAAUAAUAAUGUUAGAUGCCAAGGCCUUAAGGUCUAUCUUCAAUUUUUCUUUCUAAGAUCACGAAUGUUCAAAUACAAAGAUAAAAUAUGCAUGAAGUGAUUAAUAUGGAAUUUCUACAUCAAAUAAUAAACAGUGCUCAGUAAGCCAGAGACAUGAGAUGUAUGGGAAAUUCAGUUAAAAUUUUUCAGAGACUUUCUGGCCCAAAUAAUAAUUUGUUAGCAAAUAAUUUGACCCUUGAACCCAAAGGCCGUCUAUUAAAAGGCACUGUUACACAUAAUGGAAAACAUUUAAAGGCCUAACUGUACCCAUGAAUUGAGUCACUCAGAACCAUACUAGUGUUUUCCUUCUUUAGGGAUGGUUGGUUGCAGACAUCCAUUUAUCCAGGAGGCAGGAAAUAUUCUACUCUUAAUUGCUGAUUAAAGACCACAUUAAUUUUAUUAAAUUCUAAAUUAUUUUGAGAAUUGUGAAAACUUUUCAUUAGUAUAAUGUUAGGUAAUUUCAAAUCCCCAGAAUAUAGUUCUAUGUUUCCUAAAUAUGAAAGUAACCAGAAAGGCAAGUGGUCAUAAUAAGCUUAGCCUAUGUCAUUUUAAAAAGGAUAGAAUAUUCACAACUCAUAUUUACAACAUGUUGAAGCCGAUCAAUUAUCAGUAGUCAUCAGAAGAGUCAAGCACUUUCUAAAUAAACAUCUAAUGUAGUCCUAUAUCACAGUGAGUAACUUUUAGUAAUUCUUUCAAGUGCUGCUUCAGUAGUUAAAGGUAAAUGUGAAACAAAAUAUAGCAAAUUAGAUUAAGUUACUGCAAAAUAUUGUAACCAAAAAGGCAAGGUAUUAUAUUAAAAGAUUACUUCAAAUCAGUAAAAUUUCAAAUACUGAUUUUUUUUUUUUUACUAAUUAGCCUAUAAUAGAGUUAUAUAUGGUAACACAACCAUCUUCUAAGCAAUUAAGUGACUUAGUGUUCUGGCAACGACAAUUUCUACUUGAGGAGUGAAGGGCCCUAUUCAUCUUGCUGAUCCUGAAGCUUGUCUCUCUUCUGGAAGCCUCAGUUUUUGGAGAUGGUUUCCCUCAGCCUUUUCUUUCUCCUUCUUCAUCCUCUUUAUCACUCUCAGCACUUCCACUAAGAAUUUCACAAUGCAGUCUAAAUUCCUAAUGACAUAUUUUCAGUGUAUUUAGCAUUAUCUCCUACUGCAUAGUUAUAAGUUUUAACGUAGGCUUUUAUUUCACACCCAUUUCUUGUUCCUGGUUGGCUACAAUAUGUACACUUCAUCAUUUUUUCUUGCUUUAUUUCUUGAAGCACAAUUUUAGUAUCAAAAAUCUCCACAUUCUGCUCUUGCUGAAGUCAUAAGCUGAAUUGUGCUGGGAGAGUGAAGCAACAUGCACGUCAGAUGUGCAGCUGCCAUUUUGGCAGUAAUUCACCUGCAUGACCGAAGCCACAUCCAGGUCUGGGUCUACCUGGGGUGCUUUUGCAUGUCAAUCUGUCUCUGCUGGAAGUGUUUCUGUCUCAUCUUUUCUACGUGAGGGCGUAGCCUCAAUGCUUCAGCUCUCUUUAGGGUUUAGUUUUUCUUGGCGUCCAUUUACGAAUCUCUCCUUUUAGAAGUGAAGGCUGCAUUUCAUGUUCAGUGGCAUGCUCUUCUUACGGGUUAUGGUUGCUUUUUGUGUUUUUGACACUGAACUCAAUAUAGAGCCACUUUUUAUUUCCUUUUGCAUAUCUCCAACACACAUUUGCAUGAGCGGCCACUUUCUGGUUUUCAGAUAUCAAAGCUGGCCACAUUCCUUACCUUGACUCAGCUUAGAGAAACCACAUCUUUGUUGCUUCAUAUACCUUUUCUCCAAUCCCACUGAGUUGCACGUGUUUUGUUAAUGGUUCUCCAAUCACUUUCUUUAUAGAAAUCCCCAUUUCAUUUGAGCAGGGGUUCUUUUAUACAGGUUAGUUGAAACCAGAACUAGUGAUCCCAGAAAUUUGGAAUGGCCCUAAAUCAGUGGCUCGCAAACAUGAGGGUGUACCAGAACCACCUGAAGGGCUUGUUAAAACCCAGUGUGCUGGGUCUUGCCUGUGGAGGUUCUGAUUCAGGGCAUCUGGGGUGAGGUCUGAGAAUUUACAUUUCUGAAAAAUCACACUGCUUCUCCAAAUGCAACACUUUGAGAACUGCCCCUAGGUGUGUGCUGCACAAUAGCCACUAGGCACAUGUGACUAUUUAAAUUUAAGUUAAUUAAAAUGAAGUAAACAUUUCAAAAGCAGAAUCUCAGUUGCACUUGCCAUAUUUCAAGCGCUCAAUAGCUGCAUGUGGUUAGUGGCUACCGUAUUGGACAGCACAGAUCUAGAACCUUUCCCUAGUGGCAGAAAGUUGAUUGAAUGGAGGUGCCCUAGAUUAACUCUGAAUUUGAGCUGGAUCCAUCUGGCUGUUGGCAAGUUCCUCCUGUGGGCUGAUUCUCUACCCCAUGUUUGCCUGCAAAGAUUUGUCUGGAGGUGAGUGAAGUAUGUUUGGUUUAAGUGUAGUGUAGGGAGUUCACUGUGGCAACCAGCCUCUUCCUCUCCUCUCCCAUCGCCAUCUCCCCAGCCCUUCACACCUCCUUCCCAAGUAGUUUCCCUCCCCCUCUUCUUUCCUCCCUUGCCCCUAAAGAAUCCAUGUGUCUUCCUGAAAUCCCUCUUUGAACCUGCCCUUUGAGAACACCAUUAGUGCCUACUUCUGGGUCUACACAGACCUCUGCUGAGCAGUCAGAGUCUUCCCUGACUCCACAAAGCCCCUUUCCUCGGCUGACCAGUUUGCGUACUGGUCCCUGAUUCUCCCUUGCCAAUCCCUGCCUCCCCACCCACCCCUAGGUUGUUGCCUCCUCCCUUCACCAUCCAUUCAUGACCAUUCUUCGCACUCCCAUGCCCCCAGUUCCAAGAGGCUGAGGGUUUGUGACUCUACACUGUAUCAUGGGAUAAAAUGAACGUUUCUAAAGAAUCUUGUGGUCACCUUACUUAAAAAAGGUAUUUUUUAUGGUUAUAAAAUUAAUGUGUUAAUUAUAGAAAAAUUGGAAAACGCAUGUAGUAAAACCUAAGAAAAUGCAUCAGUAUUUUACCCCAAGAGAGUCACUUAAUCUCUUGUCUUUUUGGGAGUAUGAAUUUUUUACAUCAUGACCAUGCUAUGUGCUUUAUCAUUUGAUAUUCUCAUUUUUUCACUGAGUAUAAUAUGUGGUUAUUACAGAUUUUUGCAAAGAUACUUUAUAUUGGUGGUAAUAUAUUUUAUUGUGUAGUUUUAUCAUAAUUUACUUAACCUUCUUUCAAUUAUUGGAAAUUUAGGUUAUUUCCUAAUUUUAGUUAUUAUAAAUAAUGCUGUGAUGAACAACUUUGUGAAUGAAAUGUUUUUGUGUGUUUCACAUUAUCCCCUUAGGAUAGUCUCUCAGUGCCAAAUUGUCAAAAGCAUCUCCAUUUUGCUCCUCUCCCCACUCUCCUGCUACCUUAGGGUAGUAAAACUAAAAGUAAAGCAAACAAGGAUACAAGUAAUAAAAACCACAAAACAAAAAACCCCAACCCCCACGAUAAUAGGUCAAAGUGGUAUCCUGCUUUAGCUUUGAAUUCUUCACUUAUUAGUGACCUUGAUCAUUGCUCUCUGUACGAUUGUUGGGCAUUCGUAUUUCAGGUUGUGUGAAUUUGCCUUUACAUUUUGGUUAUGGGUUUCACUUUUUUAAUUAAUCAAACAAAUUGCUCUUUUCCUAUGUGAUUUUUUUCCUGUUAAACAUGGAGACCCCUCCCAAUCUGGAGAUUGAAUAAAUAUUUAUUUUCCUUUGC